GUCCUUUGAAAUACGGCGUUUUUUUUAAUUUACCUAUAUACAUUAUGUAUGGAUAGUACAGUGUUUUCUUAAAUUUUGAGAAAUGUAUAUGUGUUCGAUCCGCGUCGAACGGCGUCCUACAAAAUAUUAGCUUAUGUCUUACUUCAACCCAACGUAUUUUUUUUUAUUCUUCAAUGUAUCAUACGCGCGUGCGUUUACAACGUUAAAAUUUGAUUGCAUGUUUUAUGUUUAUAUUAUUAUUCGUAUAAUUUAAAUAAAUAUAAAAUAGAGAAAAGUAUUCAUUCGGAAUGAUAAUUGGAUGGUAAUAUGCUUAUAGCUAUAGAUCAUAAUCAAUCUUGAUCAAGGUGAGUUGUGAAGUAUCAAAGCUUAUGAUAAGUUUAAUAAUUUUUGUUUUAUAGAAGAAUAAGAAAUAAAUGUGCAAGAAUUUGUAUAAAAGCAAAUUAAGUGGACAGUUAACUACAGUGUGGAUUUUCCAGCUUCAAUUAAAUAUAUUUGACUGAUAAGAACAGUAUUGCUAUUUUUCAAUAAAAUAGCUUGUAAUAUAUACAAUAUGAAAUUCCAACCAACAAUAUCAAUACCUAUAGGUAUUAUAUUUUUUAAAGGAAAGGAAACAAAAGAGAUUUACCUGUGGGAAUAAUACAUUUAUAAGCAUAGUAACAAUAAUCAGCAACUGCGUUAAGGAACAGAUAUCUUGUUGAUAAUCAAACGAUGCAGGCAACAACAAAUCGAGAUAAAUCACUCCCUUCGCGAGGGUUGAAGCAAGUAAAAGUGGAUAAUUGGGGAACUUUCUUUCUGCAGAGACUUCAACAGCUUUAUUUUGAAGAAGAAUUACUUGAUUUAACAAUCAAAUUUCCAACUAGUGAUAUUACUGUACAGGCACAUCGUUUAGUGAUCACAACAUGUACAGAUUACUUUAUGCAAUUGGAACGUCAGUUAAAAGAAAAAGAUGAAAAUUUUGAUGGAGUUAUUAUUAUGCCACCAGAUAUGCCUUAUGAGUGUGUUAAGUCUAUUAUAAGUUUUAUGUAUACUGGACAAUUGGAAUACUGGACUUCUGAACAACAUGCAUUAUAUCGUACUGCACAAAAAAUGAAAAUGACAGUUUUGACUAAGCUGCUUGAUGCUCAGUUUAAUACAACUGCAUUACAAACAAAUAGACCAGCAAAAUCAAAUACUCCAAUUAUUUCAAAAUCCACAACAUUGCCAACUGAAGGAACAGUAACUACAAGUACAUCAACACUUUCUGCUCAACCAUUACCUGGGAGAAAGCUUCCAAUUUGGAAAAGAAAAUUAGAAUUACCUCCUACAUUGCCAAUGGCAAAUUAUGAAUUACGUGGUUCGGCACAGAAGUCUACAGAAAUCACUGCUGGGCCAUCCCGAUUUGAUCUGCCUGAAGCAGAAGAUUUUGCUCUUGGAGUUUUUUCCUCAUUUGAUGAUAUUACAUAUAAUACAAAACCCAUUGUUCAAGCAUCAGGAAAAUACAAAAGAGAUAGUUCAUCACUUUCUCUCAAAUGCUCUCCUGACAGAGAUAUCAAGAAUGAUUCAACAGAAGAUGAAGAAGAUGACACUCAAUUACAUGAAAAAGAUUCUAAAGAAGUAAAUUCAGAUGAUGAUUGGACAAUAUCAAAUACAUCAGAACGAUCUCAAGAUGCACAACCAACAGCAAAAAGAGUAAGAUUCGAUCUUGAAGAAAAAGAAAACUUGGAGAAAUCUUCAUCUUGUCACACGGACGAUUCUAUUAACAAUCACGCAAAAAUAAUCAGGGAAGUGCUCAAAAAAUAUCCGCAUUUGAUUAGAAAUAAUAAAAAUAUACGUUUAAAGAUAAUGCAGAAAGAAGCGAAAUCUACAGAAACUAGUGCUCCUUGUAAAACAAAAGUUUCCUAUGUGGUAUUGAAAUCUGAUCACUUGAUGUCUAGCAAUAAUGGAGAUGAGAAUGAUUCAAAGUGUAACGGUAACGUAGAUGGUGGUGAGACUGGACCAUGGAAAUGCAAUAAAUGCGAUUUAGAUGAAGAGUAUACGAAUUAUUAUAUGUAUAGAAGACACAUGCAAGAUGUGCAUGAGGAAAAGUUCGAUCCAAGAGUUUGUGAGCACUGUGGCUAUAAAGCAACAAAACGAAAUAUUUUAAUGUAUCAUCUUUAUACAAAACACAAUGUGCCUCCACCAAAGAGCAUGUGUUUCCCAAAAUGUCAAGCAUGUUCGUAUGUGGCUCUUUCUGAAACUCUACUCGUGAGACAUCAAAUAAAUCAUAAUCAUCGUCCUACAUCCCGGCAUCAUACGACUUUUGAAGUAAUUCAGUGUUUACAAUGUUCUCAAGUUUUUAAGGAUAUUACUGAUCUUACCACACAUGAAAUCAAUACUGGACAUGGUAAUCAUGUGGAAGGAAGAGAAAAAGGAUAUCGUUGUCCUCACUGUAGCAAAACUUUCGUACGUGUUACGAACUUGCAAGUUCAUAUCGACUGUUCUCACAAAGAUCUACGAGAUUCUGAAACAGCGACUCCUGCUCCUCCGAUUUCUUUAGAACCAUCUUCGGAGGCAGAAGCUCUUAGUCACGUAGCAAGUGGGAUAGCGACAUCACUCGGAGUUGGAGAUAGCGUAUCGCCAGAAACGCAAGAAGUAGAGAAUCAAUCUGAAUACAUAGUACCGGAGAUAACUGAUAUUUCACAAACUACAACCUAUCACGCUCAUGAAUUCGAAGGUCAACAGAUGAUCAUGUUGAUUAAUAAUGAUAAUUAUCAACAACAGGAGGAGAAUGAUCAUCAUCAACAACCGCAACAAUUGGAUAUUUCUGGAAAUGAACAGAUUGUAAUGCAAGAGAUUACACAGGAGCCAGAGGAAAUAGUCGAGGAAGUUGUAGAGGAAGUGGAAGAGGCAGUAAUGGAAGAAGAAGUACAAGAUGAAAGAUCUGAGCUUAUAGAUGAGAGUAAUUCUCAUCAGAUGGAAGACGGUAUUCAGUAUGUCGAAGAACAAACUGAGAUAGUUGAAUAUGACGAGGAACAAUGUACCGAAGAUAGAAAUAGACUAGAAGAAUCACAGGAAUCUGUUAUGAUUAUUGAAGAGGAACAUGUGGAAGGAGAUGACGAAGUUACUGAUGAAGUUGCUGAUAAAGAUAGUAAUGAACAGCAAUCGCCAGAAGCAAGAGAUUUUGCAACUGAAUGGGAUGAGUAUAGUAGAGAUGCAAUUGAAUGAUGAGUAAUAAGAUGUAAUCUAUUAUAUUCUUUCUCAUUAAUUCAUUUAUAUAAAUAACAAAUAUGUUUUGCAAUCUAUAGGUCUAAAGUGAUGCAUAUUAUGCAUCUUUUAUCACCUAUAUUAUACUAACAAUCAUAAAGUUUUAAAUAGAAGAAUUUAUUAUUAUAUUUUAUCAGAUAUUUUAAAAAUUUGUUGAGCACUCAUUUGAAUGUAAAACAAGUACAUAUAUUCUUAUAACUUAUUCGAUUUAAAAACAAGAACAUUUUUAGUAUGUUACAGGGGGUUCUACAAUUAAUAUCUGUACUUUUCUUCAUUUAGUAAUGAUGAGGGUAUAUUAAUAAUAAUGAUAAUGAUGAUGAUGAUGAUGAUGAUGAUGAUGAAGAUAAUAAUA
This is a messenger RNA of Vespula pensylvanica (western yellowjacket), 3574 nucleotides long. It is a transcript of the gene Cp190, whose product is annotated as centrosome-associated zinc finger protein CP190. Gene Ontology annotation, molecular function: protein binding. The record is from RefSeq and is a predicted model, not a curated record. Bases 709 to 3183 code for a protein of 824 amino acids. Lineage: Eukaryota; Metazoa; Arthropoda; Insecta; Hymenoptera; Vespidae. The transcript is spliced from 6 exons.